Spirodela intermedia is the source of this 234-nucleotide messenger RNA. NCBI's taxonomy places the organism in Eukaryota, Viridiplantae, Streptophyta, Magnoliopsida, Alismatales, Araceae. The record is from the annotation of a GenBank genome assembly.
AUGCAUGAUGGGAUCACGAGCAUGAUUGGGUACCUUCAGGAGAAGACCAUUGCAAGAAGCCUCGUCUAUAGCCCGCUCCAGGCGUUUAGGGUCUGAUGAUAGCAAAUGGUCUCCGACAACCUAAAAGUAUGUUCUGUCAAUUGAAGAUCUUUCCCCACCCCCCGCAAAAAAAAACCAAAAAACAAAAACAAAAAAACAAAAAAAAAAAAAAAAACAAAUGAGUGGCCAACCUGA